CACACUCUCACGACUUCUCACACAUCGAAAUCGAAUGGCUUCUUCUCCGCUGCUUCGGCUAUGCAUUUUCUCAAACAGUUGGUGCUCAUCGUUUCCCCACGCUUCCCUCUCAUCGUCAAUUCACCGCCAUUGACACCAUAUCAAUGAGGAGGAAUGCCUUCGCCGCUCUCCACCGUCACCGCCACCGCGCCGCCACUCCUAUCUACGCAAAUUCUGAAAUUAUCUUACGCAAAUGCGUGCCACUGGAUUAUUUGAAUCGUGUUGAGGUUGUCACGAGACUGAAUUGCUCAUCCCCGUUUUGCUUGUUGCGGAGAAAUUCAUAUUCAACUGGAUUUACCAGUGUGCAUGGGGAAACUCCCUCUUCUGAGUAUGCUAAGAGGAGGAGGGAAUCACUGGAAAAUAAAUUCGGGCUUGCUCUUGGAAAUUAUAGCUCCAAGAGUUUCAAAGCUGUAUACCGGUUCGGUCCCUUUUUGGCUUUGUACAGGGCAGCAAUUAUUUCAUUUCACGUGUUAAGGCUAACAAUAUGGCAGUUUUUCGUUCAAGAUGAAAAGAAACGAGCGAUUAAGUUUCGUGAAACUCUAAUACGCUUGGGUCCUUUCUACAUUAAGCUUGGGCAGGCAUUGAGCACUAGGCCUGACGUAUUACCAACCAUAUAUUGUCAAGAACUUGCUGAGUUACAGGAUCAAAUACCCCCAUUUCCAACUGAUGUUGCAAUGAGAUCUAUUGAAACCCAGUUGGGUGCUUCUAUUGAUGAAAUUUUUAGUGACAUUAGCCCAGAACCUAUUGCAGCAGCAUCCUUAGGACAAGUUUAUAAAGCUCACCUGCGAUCUGGAGAGCUCGUAGCUGUAAAAGUACAGAGGCCUGGCAUGUCACUUUCAUUGACCCUUGAUGCGUUGUUAUUUCACAUGAUCGGGGACCAACUAAAACGGUUUGCUAAAGCUCGCAAAGAUCUUUUGGUAGCAGUAAAUGAAAUGGUCAGGCACAUGUUUGAUGAAAUUGAUUAUGUCCUCGAGGGAAAAAAUGCAGAGCGCUUUACGUCUCUCUACUGUUCGCCUGCAAGUAGUGAUGAUAUUAAACACAGACGAGUGAAGUCCAUCAAGGCUCCAAAAAUAUAUUGGGACUAUACAUGUCCAACUGUUCUGACCAUGGAGUGGUUAGAUGGAAUUAAGCUUACAGAUGAAACAGGGUUGAGAAAAGCUUCUUUGAGCAGAAGGGAACUCAUUGACCAGGGAUUAAACUGCUCUUUAAGGCAACUGCUUGAGGUUGGUUAUUUCCAUGCUGAUCCUCAUCCCGGAAACCUCGUUGCAACAAAUGAUGGAUCACUAGCGUAUUUUGACUUUGGAAUGAUGGGGGAUAUUCCUAGACAUUAUCGUAUUGGACUUAUUCAAAUUAUCGUACACUUUGUUAAUCGCGACUCUCUGAGCUUGGGAAAUGACUUCCUUUCCUUGGGAUUUCUUCCUGAAGGGGUUGAUAUACAUCCGGUUGCUGAUGCGCUGCGAGCAUCAUUUGCCGACCGGAACAGUGAAUCUCAAGAUUUCCAGGGAAUUAUGAACCAACUAUAUGAUGUCAUGUAUGAAUUUAACUUCUCCCUCCCACCAGACUAUGCUCUUGUUAUAAGGUCAUUGGGAUCACUUGAAGGGACAGCGAAAGUUCUGGAUCCUGAUUUUAAAGUCAUCCAGAGUGCAUAUCCUUUUGUCAUUGGGAGACUUAUAGCAGAUCCAAGUCCUGAUAUGAGAAAAAUAUUGAGGGAACUUCUAAUUCGUAAUGAUGGAUCCAUAAGGUGGGGCCGACUAGAGCGCCUGAUAGCAGCAAUAUCUGAACAGGCUUCUGAGCAAACUGGAGACCCUAGUUCUGCAAAGGACUCGAGUCCUUCUGUUUGGAAAUUAUUUGACAUGCAUGCAGUUGUUGAUUCCACAGAAGAUCUUCUAUCAUUCAUAUUAUCUGAGAAGGGUCGCAGAGUGCGUCUUUUCCUUCUACGGGAUAUAGUAGAAGCAGCUGAUAUAUUUUUGCAAGAUGAAGUGAUUGAUCCCACGUUAAAUGAGAAACCACAAGGCCAUAGGAUACUGCUCUUUGAGGAACGUGCUAUGCUUUCUAGGAUUGGAAAAGGUUUUCAAUACCUUCGUGACGUGGUGAAGUUGGCGCCAGAGGAGUGGACAGGGAUGCUUAUUCGGAUGGCAGUGAAGCCGGAGGUUCACAAAUUUACUUUUGACAUUAUUUCAGCUUUAGCUUUGCAUUCUAGCCACAAAUUGCAGGUAGCUUCUUGGCUCUAUUUGUCAAGACUUCUUCACAAACUGUCAAAUUGAUGUAGAAAAACAACCUUUGACAAAGAAAUGAUAAAAUGUUUCCUCUACAUAAUCAAAGCAGGAAGGUUCCAUUUUUAUUGUCA
This is a messenger RNA of Lotus japonicus, 2386 nucleotides long. RefSeq lists its product as uncharacterized. The coding region runs from base 144 to 2303 and encodes 719 amino acids. The transcript is spliced from 14 exons. Lineage: Eukaryota; Viridiplantae; Streptophyta; Magnoliopsida; Fabales; Fabaceae. The record is from RefSeq and is a predicted model, not a curated record.